AACAAGCAGAAAUGGCGUCGCAAAACAACAUGGAUCCUCCACUUUGUGCAAAGGGUUGCGGAUUUUACGGUUCUCUGGAAAACAAGAACAUGUGCUCAAAAUGCUAUGUUGAUUAUCUAAAACAAGAACUGAUCGCCCAGUCAGUCAUGGCAUUUGAAGUACUUAAGAAUUCAGUUACUACUACACCUACUCCUCUACCAAACUCAUCAUCUCUACUUGAUGACCAUCCUAGCCCGACGGUGACGGUUUCUGGUACCAACGGUUUGAAUAGUACGGGAUCAACUACAACUACUACUACAAGAAUCAGGUGCCCCUGCUGUAAUAAAAAGUUGGGACUGCUGGGAUUUCACUGCUACUGUGGUGGUGUGUUUUGUGGAGAGCAUCGCUACCCCGAAAAACACUCGUGCGGUGUGGAUUUGAAGACAGCUGGAAGGGAGGUUUUGGCCAAGCAAAACCCGCUUUGCAAGGGUGAUAAGAUGCAGCAUAGAAUUUAA
This is a messenger RNA of Rosa chinensis, 494 nucleotides long. RefSeq names its product putative zinc finger A20 and AN1 domain-containing stress-associated protein 8. The coding region runs from base 12 to 494 and encodes 160 amino acids. The transcript has a single exon. The record is from RefSeq and is a predicted model, not a curated record. Gene Ontology annotation, molecular function: zinc ion binding; DNA binding. Lineage: Eukaryota; Viridiplantae; Streptophyta; Magnoliopsida; Rosales; Rosaceae.